AUGGAACGAGGUCGAGGCGGUCAUGUCGGCGCUCGCGGGCGCGGCGCAAAGAGGCGGGCCACGCUUCAACUUCCAUCUCAUCUUCAGAACCCAGAUCUUCUUCCCUCCCCCAGCCCCGACUCUUCCACUCCCUCUCACUCUCACUCUCACCGUGCACAAAACAACACGCCGUUACGUGGAGGCAAGAUUCGGUUGACCAACCCUCCGCCUCAUCGUUCCUCAUCGCCCGCGGCUGAACAGACUUUGCGUCACGGCCAGGCCCCAAAUUCAAAACCUGCGCGCAGCGCAACCUUUAAUUCAUCUUUCACUUUUGAAUCUCCUUCUGCUUCCGCCGCCACCAUGGCUGCCGGGGCGCCUCCGGCCCGCAAGAGGUCACGGACAUUCGAGACGGCCCAUGACGGCGCCGCUGAUGACGAGGCUCACUCAAAGGGCGGCCAUUCUUUGAGAAAGCGAGCCCGCAUCGACUAUACCCAGGAGAUGAUUGAUGACGACCUUCGCCUUUCCACAACAAGAAAUGAUUCGAUUGCGAAGCCCGGCACCACUCCAAGUGCUCGCGGCCGCAAGAGGAGAAGCGCCCACGACGGCUCGGAUGGCGAGUCCGAGGAUGUCACUUCAAACCCAAAGCGCCGCCGCGCUGAUAAGUCUCCAGUGCGCGCCACCUCAUCCCGCCGGCGCAACACAUCCAAGAAGCCGGCCGCUGUUGUGAGCGCCUACGUCGACCAACCGUCAGAUAAUGACGUUCAAGACACUAUUCUUGUCAACGUGUCUAUAGAUCAGGGCCCGUCCGAUGACGAGUCCGACAAGUCUUCAUUCCAGGAAUCUGAGUCGCAACCAACAUCUGACGACGAAAGUGACACCGCUGCUGUUCCGGCCCAACCUCCAACACCCCAAGUACCGUCGGCUGAAUCAAUCAAAGACACCGUGUCUGUGGCACCCGAUGAUGAUGAGACCAUCGGAAAAGACAUAGUUCCGGAGCAGCCGGACGACAAACCACAGAUUGCACCUGACCAAGUCUCACUUACACCGGAGUGCGACAAGCCUGGCCGCACUCCCAAGAAAGAUGCGACUAGAAUUAUCGUCGUGUCCAGGUCUGCGGACACACGGAAAACAGCAUCACAAGGGGAUUCAGAGAAACCUGUCGAGGCUGGUCCCGAUGAUCAGAUUUCCAACGCCAACCAACCGAGCGAGCAACCUGAGCAGCAACAGGUGCUCAAAGAGGCGUUUGAAAAUGCCGAGCCGGCGGCCCCAACUACAACGGAGCCAAAGGCCGCAGAAGAAUUAACUAUCCCUGUGGUAUCCGGUGCUGGGGUGACUUCCGUUGGUGAUACCGUCAUCGUCGACCUGCCUUUCAGCAAGCCACUGCGGGCAGCAAAUCAAACCGGGCCUGUAAGGCUCAAGCAGCUGGAGCACGUGUAUAAGUCGAAGACUCCCUUUGCAUCCUCCUUGAACCUCACUCCCUACGAAGACGAAGAUGCUGUCUUACCAGGCCCGUACACUGAGUGGGUGUAUCCCGUUGACGGCUUGAAGACAAGACCCGAGCCAACUCCCAUCCAGACUCCCACCCCUACUCCUUCUCCAUUAGAAAAGGUCCCUGUCGCGGUUGAGUGGGAGGCGCGUCGUCCCCUCAAAACCGGCGAAUUUUUCGCACUCUACCGACAGGAAACUAAGCGACGCAAAGAGAAAGGGGAGCCGCCUAUUUCCAUGGUUGACUUUCACAAUGAGUGCGUUCGGAAAUACAAAGCUGCCCAGAGCGAACUGUCGGCGUCAGAGACGUCUUCAUCGGCCGAACAGCAAACAACUCUAGAACGCGUCGAGGUUAACGGACGCGCAACUCUUCUUCGGGCGGCGCUUGCGGAAGAGACUCCGCGCAGCUCACAGCCGGCCGAGUCCCAGGUCCCCACUGCCGCGGCCUCGCCUGUCCCUGCAGAGGAGGAUGGCAUGCCAGAGGACGGUGUCGACGACGAACAAGAGGCGGAUGAGACCCUCUUUGAUCAACCCAAACCGGGUAGCCCAGUGGAACCCGUAGAAGUCACGCGGAAUCCGACCAAGCAGUACUCAUUUCCCAAGCUCCGGGAUCCGUCCGAGAUUAUCGCAGCACUUGAUGGAUGGCAAGACAUGGGGACCGAUGUCCUGUAUGCAAAAGUGGCUGCCGUGGUCGAAGUCUUGCAUCAAUACCAAUUAGAGUACAACGAGCUGAGAAAGAUCACCGACGACGAAGAGAAUGCCAAGCGUCGUCAGGCCAACGACAAGACAAUCGUCAACUGGGAAAAUCGCCAGAAAGCUGACGAGCCCAUCCAUAUGCGCCGUCAUCAUGAUGACCUGGUCAAGGGUCCUACGCCGUUUGAGGUGCGGGGAGUCCGGGCCCCGAAGCCUUACAUUGACGACCCCAUUCUCGAACACCAGAGGGAAGAGGACCGCAUCAUGGCACAGGCCUACGGAUUCAAACACAACAAUCACCCGUCCCAAGUUGGCCGGCAGAAUCCAGAAGAGCAGCGGUGGGAAAUGCCCGAGAGCCGUCUCCGGGAGCGGAAGCGGACGGAGAAAGGUGCAGAACUUGCCGAGGAGAAUGUCAUAGAAGGGAAGAGGGCCAGGAGAUCGCGAUAUGUCUCGGACCAAAGCAAGGACGUGAGCCGAUCGGAGACCCCGACUGCUAGCGCAAUCGUCGGUGUUGGCCGGCGCCCGGUCCAGAAGCGCAAGCCUGCCGCUACCCCGGUGAAUGGCGAAGAAGCCGAGGGCCCUGAUCAGCCUCAACUGACAGAGAACUUCUCGGAAACGCCGCGAAAAGGUCGUGCGGCUCGCAGUGGUCCUGCGUCGCAGCCAGAUGGCCAGGAUCUGGCUAUCCCUGUUGCUGAAGCAAAUGGCAACCAAACUGAAGCCGAGGAAGUGAAAGCAGAGGAAACGCCCAAGACGAAUCGCAAACGUGCGAGGGGUGCGGCGAUUACUGCGGCAGAACCUCCAACCUCAGUUCCGGCAGGGUAUGAGGACGGUGCGGUCAAGCGGAAGCGCAUCCGCGGCCCCAAGAACCAGCAGACAGCCCAAACAGCGGCGACCGAGAUCGCAAGUUCGUCGUUCUACAGCCAUCCAUCUGCGGCCGCCAGUCAACCCGAUUCGAGGCCUUCGACGGCAUCAUCCCAGGCCACUGCGCACACAGUCGAGACCGUGGAGUCGGCAUACUCGCUGCGUGACAAACGGAAGCGCAACUUUGCGCUCGAGAAUGAUCCGGAACUUGAGACUCGGCCUCAGAGACGAGGCCGUGCAGCCGUCGCGCAGAAACCAAACACCGGAUCAAAGAAGCCGGUGCAGCAGAAGGAGAAUACCCAACCGCAACCCCCACCGGCGAUCGCUCCAACGACGUCUCUCGCUCCUCCCGGCGCACCUUUGCAGGCCGUCAAUGCAGGCCCGUUCUUUCAUGAGUUUUUGUCUGUACCGGUGGCUGGCAUGGCCAACCCUGCUCAUCUUGGUCCACCUGGUCCACCGCUGGCGCCAAUGCCAGCACACGGUCCCUUUCUUCAUACCUUCAACGCCGCCCCAGCCUUUCCGCCAGGUGUUCCGCCUCCGCCUCCGCCCCCGCCGUCGGCGAAGAAGCCCAUCACCAAGAUCAAGCUCACCAACAAUGGGUCGUCUUCCACGGCCCCUUCGCGUGCAGCGACACCGGCGAACGGGACUUCCAGCUCCAAUUCUAAGCCCAAGAGGGUGCGCACGAAAAAGGCUACCUCAUCCGUCGAACCCACCACUGGCGCUGCCGCUGGGCCUGCUGCCGGUGCCACUGCCGGUGCCGAUGUCGCUGUCCCAGGUGCGAAUGGAGAGCCUGACAAACCGUACGCAGAAAUGACCAAGUCUGAGAAGAUGAGCUGGUCAAUGAGGCGGCGCUGGGCCACGGGCGAAAUGCAAGGCGCAGUAGAGAAACGGCGCGCGACUUUGGCCAGCAAAAAGGCUGAGAAAGCCCAGGGCAGCACCACGGGCGUCUCGGGCGGCGCCGAUUCCCACGACUCCGGCCAGGCGACCGAGCCAAAUUCGGCAUCGCCAUCAGGCCCGACGACCCCGGCGUCAAUGACAGCCGGCCAGACGAUUGGGUCACUCGCCUUACCGCAGGGCCCGCAGUCUCUGCAGCAGCAGCAGCAAGCUCCUGUACAGCCGCAGGGGAUCUUGCAGCAACCAUCACUUGCGUACACACUCUCGCAGAGUCCUUCUGGGCCGGCUUGA
This is a messenger RNA of Canariomyces notabilis, 4203 nucleotides long. RefSeq lists its product as uncharacterized. The transcript is spliced from 2 exons. Lineage: Eukaryota; Fungi; Ascomycota; Sordariomycetes; Sordariales; Chaetomiaceae. The coding region runs from base 1 to 4203 and encodes 1400 amino acids. The record is from RefSeq and is a predicted model, not a curated record.